Messenger RNA from Phragmites australis (common reed), 1166 nucleotides. RefSeq lists its product as uncharacterized. Gene Ontology annotation, molecular function: protein binding; iron ion binding. The transcript has 7 exons. Lineage: Eukaryota; Viridiplantae; Streptophyta; Magnoliopsida; Poales; Poaceae. The record is from RefSeq and is a predicted model, not a curated record. The coding region runs from base 1 to 957 and encodes 318 amino acids.
AUGCACGUCGCCAACCACCGGGUAUCUUGGGUGGAGUUCUGCCAAGCCUUCUGUGGUUAUCAUAUUUCCAAGGGGAUAAUGGAGAUCAAGAGGCGGAAGUUUCUGAACCUCAAGCAGGGAGGGAAGUCAGUGAUGGAAGGCGCAUUUAAAAAAGCAAAAAAACACCAAAAGGCGGCGGCCACGCUCUCCUCUGUGGCUGCCCCCUCCCUCUCCAAGCACAGCUCCAUUGUCAGAGCUCAGCAGCAGCCACCUCCUUUCAUCCUCUCAUCGUCAACCAGGACCGCCUUCCAUGGGCUGUCGCUGGUGGACAGGAGGUGGGCGGCCACUGCCGGCCACCGGAGAGGCACCGGGCGGCGGAAGCUGCUGCAGGUGAACGCGAGGACCACCGCGAAGAACAUCGAGGUGGAGGUCGACAAGCCGCUCGGACUGGCCUUGGGCCAGAAGCCCGGUGGUGGUGUCGUCGUCACUUCUGUGGAGUCUGGAGGAAAUGCAGCAAAAGCAGGUCUGAAAGCCGGUGACCAAGUGCUGUACACAAGUAGCUUCUUUGGAGAUGAGCUGUGGCCUGCAGAUAAGCUGGGGUUCACCAAGACAGCCAUCCAGGCAAAGCCAGACUCUGUCUACUUUGUAGUGAGCAGAGGUACCGACGUCGAUGUGAAGCGCCUACCGAAAAGGCCAGCGCCACCUCGAUUUGGACGGAAGUUAACUGAUGCACAAAAGGAGAGAGCAACACACGUCUGCCUUGAUUGUGGAUACAUAUACUUCCUACCCAAGCCUUUUGACGAACAGCCUGAUGAGUACGGCUGUCCUCAAUGCAAUGCGCCAAAGAAGCGAUUUGCAAGGUACGACGCGAAAACCGGAAAGGCUAUCGGUGGCGCUCUGCCGCCUAUUGCAGUGAUCAUCAGUUUGGUAAUCGGCAUUGCCGGAGUAGGGGCCUUGCUUGUAUAUGGCCUGCAAUAGGCUGUUCGUCUCUUCAGACACAUUUUUGCGGUGCGUCAAGAAGCUCAGCUAACUGCUGCUGUACCUGUACUCUACCUCACAAAACAUUCUGAAUCUGAGUGAUAUAUAUCAAAGGGAAAGGAAAUAUAUUAUGUUUGAGCCUAAUGACUAGUCUAAUUUCCCUGCUAUAUGCCUGGGCAUCAAUCAAUCCCUCUUUUCUUUAACCAUUA